Molecule: messenger RNA, 889 nt
Organism: Actinia tenebrosa (Australian red waratah sea anemone)
Lineage: Eukaryota; Metazoa; Cnidaria; Anthozoa; Actiniaria; Actiniidae
Biological process (GO): protein import into mitochondrial matrix
Cellular component (GO): PAM complex, Tim23 associated import motor
Source: RefSeq, a predicted model, not a curated record
UGCAUGCUGGGUAAUGUGUCUUCCAAGAUGGCGGCUUUCGGUGUCAGAAAUGUUCGCACGUUGCGAACUUUUUCUUUUUUAUUACCAAAACGACAGACUUUUCUCMAAAAUCACUUGAACGAGGAGUUUUUAAAAGGUUCUAGGUGURUUGUUGUGUUCUCAGAGCGGUCAUUUUCGUCGUCGCCUUCAUGCAAAAGCCAAGAUUCGGGAGAUGGUUUGAAUUCGAAGGCAGACACUUUGGAGGUGAAGAAGACUUUUGAUUUAAGUUUCGCGGAAUAUCAGAAGUUGAAGAGGAAAAUAAGGUCAAGGCAGAGAAUUGCUGGYCUUCCUAUUGCAGCUGUGGCUUUGGUAACGUCGUCAGCUGUUAGUGCUUAUCUGAACCCUAAUAUGUUUGAUGCCCCACCGGAUCAGAUCCAACCAAUUAUGGGAAUGGAUCCUCUGAUUUUCUGUGGUUUAUGUGGAGUUGCCAGUGCAGGUGUUGGCUAUGUUGUAGGAUCAGCUCUCUUUGGUUCGUUAUGGAGACUGUUUAAUAAGGAUGUAUCAAGUAAAAUGGAACAGCGAGAGGCYGAUUUUUUAAAAAGAAUUUCAGCAAAGCGAGCAGCAAGUUUCAGCAAAUUUGAAGACGAUUACUAUGGCGAGAGUAUCAAAACUCUGAGUGACUACAGACAGUGGCUCAGAGAACAAGAAAAGAAGAAAAAAGCUGCCGAAAGCUUUGAAAAGAAAUCUGAAGACAAACAAGGACAAGAACAAACUGCCGAGGCAUAAAGAAAUUAGAAAUGUUUGUCAAUUAGGAUGCAAUGUGCCUUGAACUAAUGUGAUAAUGUGUAAAUAAUGGCACUUGUAUUGCAGGAAAUGAUAAAUAAAGAAGUUUCUUUGCAGGGUUACAGCA